Recurvomyces mirabilis is the source of this 2493-nucleotide messenger RNA. RefSeq lists its product as uncharacterized. Lineage: Eukaryota; Fungi; Ascomycota; Dothideomycetes; Mycosphaerellales; Teratosphaeriaceae. The transcript is spliced from 5 exons. Gene Ontology annotation, biological process: double-strand break repair via nonhomologous end joining; interstrand cross-link repair. Bases 1 to 2493 code for a protein of 830 amino acids. Gene Ontology annotation, molecular function: 5'-3' DNA exonuclease activity; damaged DNA binding; RNA binding. The record is from RefSeq and is a predicted model, not a curated record.
AUGUCCACCUUUGACGGCGUAGUCAAAGAGUUCCCAGAAAUCCGAAUCGACUAUUUCCGCCACGGCAAUGACGAGGCACAACCACCAUUGGCGUACUUUCUCAGCCAUGUACACUCUGACCAUCUUGCUGGCCUGGAGACCUGCAAAUCACCUUUCAUCUAUUGCUCGCCAGCAACACGAGAAAUCUUGCUGAGGCUGGAGAAGUACCCACAUCGCAUGAAUUUCGCGAAAGGGGUAAUCGAGAGCAGGAAGCAGACGUAUAGUCACCUGAAGAAGCUGUUGAAGCCUAUCCCCCUGGACACGCCAACUACCAUCGAACUGUCGCCAGGCAACAGCAUCCGCGUAACUCUUCUUGACGCGAACCAUUGCAUCGGCGCAGUCUGUUUCCUCGUCGAGGGUAACGGCAAAGCCAUAUUAUAUACCGGCGAUGUUCGCAGCGAAGACUGGUGGGUCCGAUCUUUGUGCCGUCAUCCUUCCAUUAUACCGUACGUUCCAUCAACUGGGACCAUGCGGGCCCCUAUCAAACCUCUUCACUGUGUCUAUCUUGAUACCACAUUCGCGGUCAAGGACGACAUAUACAAGCACUUUCCUACCAAAGCAGAGGGGCUGUCAGAAAUGCUUCACGCUGUAGCAAGGUAUCCAAAGGGCACACUUUUCUAUUUCGACUCAUGGACUUUCGGCUAUGAGGACGUCUGGCUCGCUCUUUCGGCUCGUCUAGGCAGCAACAUACACCUGGAUGAUUACCGCUAUAAGCUAUAUCUUGCACUGGCUCAAGGUGCCGAGCCUCGAGCUGCAGAAGCCGCCAAACUGAUUGGUUACCAUUGUGGCAAUCACUUUAUGCCAGGAUCGCUGACUGCGAAGCAAUCUCAAGUUCACAGUUGCGAGCAAGGCACAUGCUUUGACAUUUGGCAGCAAGACUUUGUCCGAAUCACGCCAAUCAUCACUCGACAUAACGGCCAGGACGUGGCAGAGCUGGGCGCUGGCGGAGGCAAUGGGGAUCUUGAUGCCAAGCACGAGCUCGAGCUUGGGGACGCUGCGCUCAUUGGGAACCUGAUUUCAUUGUGUGCAACCAGACUGCAAGACCAGCCACAGCACCAGGCCGAGGUUCUCAGCUUACUCACUGGCUUCAUCACAGCAAGAACGUCAUCUGUCCCAAUGAACGGGUCGAUUAUUGCGGCAGAUGCUGCACGGGUCAGCGACGACAACGACCAAGGCAUGAGUAUUGACGAAGCUCCAUUGGACCGCAUCGUGCCGAUCCUUGCGAGUCUACUGGAGAGUAAUAAGCAAAAGAAGGAGGACGUUUCGACUUCGAUGUCGAAAGCUGAGAGGACGCGUCCGGACGGUCUGCCCAAGCAUAUUACUUUCCCAUAUUCACGUCACGCCUCAUAUUCUGAACUUUGUCUCCUCGUCGACGCAUUACAGCCUGUCGACAUACAUCCUUGCACGGUCGACGAGCGGGCUUGGGGCGCUGAGAACUCUAUGGGACACUUGUUUGGUCAUCUCUACAACGAACCCAUCUCUUUCUCGCAUGAUCAGAUGAUGCUGAGGAAGCGAGGUGCGCCUGAGUGUAGAGUACUGUCCACCUCGCAGCACUCUCAUAUGUCGCACGAAGAACAAGAACUUAAGCAGCAGCAGUUGAUACGAGCGGAAGAGGACGAGCGGCGUGUGACUAACAAACAUGGUAAGCAAACACAAUCAUUAUAUCGCGACCACAAGGCUCGAAAGCCUGGCUCACUUCUGGAAGGCACCAGCUGGGCUGAAAAUGGUGGGAGUACAGUCUCGAAGCGCAAGUUAUUCAGCCCAACGACACCAGACGCCGUAAUCGACGCAUUGAACAUGGCUGCUUGGCCAUAUGUGCAGGGCUCGAAGGCCGCCUCAUCCACGCAUAGAGGGCAACGCCCGGGCUCUAGCGCUCUGCAGUCAGCCGAUGGUGGCCACGAGCGCUCCGUUCGUCGCCGACUGCACUCACGUGGAAGCGCCAACAAUCAACCGUCAGGCCGUAUGUCAUCGCCGCCAAUAUCUGGUCGUGAUGUCUUGACACGGAACCGUGCUCGCGCCGCAGCUGCGGCUGAGGGUCGCAGGUUACACAUUGCAGGUAUGGCCCCAGGCACAACAGAAGAUGAUCUUUUGUCCUUCUUCCGCGAUUAUGACAUAUGCAAUGUUACCAUCACUGCACCGCACGGUAUCGCGACUGAGUACACGACUUACGGGUUUGUGGACCUUGGAACUUCUACCGAGGCGGACCAUGCUAUUGUGAGUCUAGAUCGUCUGGUGCUCAAUGGCGAACGUGUGGCCAUCAAGCUCUCACGCGCGCCAGAUUCAUAUGGUCGCUCCACGCGGUACUCGGGAGACUUUGAUGGCCGUCAGUAUACCCCUAGCGAAGCUCGAUUGACCUCACGUGAGGAUGCCCACGGAGCUGCUAGAAAUGAUUGGUCGCGAGUUGGGCUGCUGUCGACUGGCAGAGGGCAUCAGAUCAAGGAAGAGGAGCUUUGA